This is a messenger RNA of Paraglomus occultum, 225 nucleotides long. Lineage: Eukaryota; Fungi; Glomeromycota; Glomeromycetes; Paraglomerales; Paraglomeraceae. The record is from the annotation of a GenBank genome assembly.
GGAAUUAUUCAGGCUGCAUCGCAGUUACAAUUAAGUGUUCCUCUUGUUGUGCGAUUACAAGGGACGAACGAAAACGAGGCUAAAAAGUUAAUUGCUGAAUCAGACCUUCGCAUUAUAACUUGCGAUGAUCUGGAUUAUGCUGCAAUCAAAGCUGUUCAAUUGUCUCAGAUUGUUAAACUUUCACGCGAAGCGAACGUCGAUGUCAGUUUUCAACUCGCCGAGUAG